This is a messenger RNA of Seminavis robusta, 1413 nucleotides long. The record is from the annotation of a GenBank genome assembly. NCBI's taxonomy places the organism in Eukaryota, Bacillariophyta, Bacillariophyceae, Naviculales, Naviculaceae.
AUGUGUGAGGCCUUGGAAGACAAAGAUGUUGCCUCCAUGAGCAGUAAUAGUGGGCAAGAGCACGACAAUGCCGCCAACAUGCUUGAUGCCAAAACACCAACAACAGAGGUUACAGUGAGGGACUACCCUCGCUGUCCCUUUGGAUCGGUGCUGCCGGCGAUGCGACUGUGUCUUUCCUACGCAUUUGAUCUGGACGAGGUCGUCGUCAACGCCGAUUCCAAAGUCCACAAUGAUGCCGUGAAACAGGCUGCCAAGGUGCUGGCCGAAGCGUCCGGUAUUAGAACGGAAGGUUUGGCAGAUCCAUCACUGCCCUUUGAAGCGCGAGUCUAUCAAGGCUCCAACUUGACGGUGGAACAGAUCCAUCAGGCACCGUUUGAUCCUACAUUUCAUGUCGCCAAUGGAGGACCCGCGGUGCGCUACGAAUUCUGGUAUGAUCAAAAUCCUUCCCAACCGCAACUGCUGUUUCGUGUCGUCACUUCCUUUGGAACGGCAGCGGAAACCAUUGAUGGCGUCAUGGCCUCCCGAGUGGGUUUCACAGCCAUGGAAAUACUGGAGGGUAACACACCGAAUGCAACUGUCUUUCCAAAGCAUGAACCCUUGCACUUUGGGCUUUCCCAUUGCCUCAGAUUUGUCCGCAUUGUGGGUGGAACUGUUAUACGGAUUUUUUUGGUCAAGAUCUACUUGGCAAUCUUGGCUCAGCUGCAACUGAUGGGGCUCUUCAUCUCCAAAAAAGCAGCAGAAGGAGGCAACUCUGAUGGGCAAGGACUCGUAAACGGCAUGUUGCGUCUCCAUGAAUUCACACAAAACAGCGAUCCUGCCAAUGAUCCCGCCAUGACUGUCGUCUAUCGACCCCAGGGCAUGACGCCGAAGCAAGCCUUUCGUCGAUAUCUAGCCAUUGCCGAACAAUGGCAGCGGGAUAUGCAGCUUUCCACUGGAUUGUAUUAUCUCAUGAACUUUUCGCCCCUCAUUGCCGGUGGAAUCACUCAAAACGCAUCGGAUCUCGCAUCGGUCACGACGCGCUAUGAGAAUGCCUUUAUCCCCACCAGCGCCCCACCGGCGCCGCCCAUAUGGAACGUUCUGAAUCCACUGUUUACCACCACGCUCUUUGUCAGUAACUAUGGAGUCCAUAACCACAACUUUGCAGCACGGCCCACCCAGCAUGUGUGGGACUGGUUGCAUUUAAUGAAUCAUUGUCAUGGGGCUGGCUGCAUCACCAUCAAUGGUGUCUUUGUGGCGUAUUUCCGGGGGUUGGAAUCAGGGCACGACAAGUUGACUGCUACAACAGCAUUUGGGAGUGGUCCAGUCGCAAAGGUGCCGGCCAACUUGCAAUGGUUUCCCACAAUGGGGCUGUGGGAUUCAAAACAGAAGAAUGCAAUAAGCAAUUCACCAGAGACGACCAAGAAGGAUGACUAA